This is a messenger RNA of Kazachstania africana CBS 2517, 2295 nucleotides long. It is a transcript of the gene EGH1, whose product is annotated as hydrolase. The transcript has a single exon. Bases 1 to 2295 code for a protein of 764 amino acids. NCBI's taxonomy places the organism in Eukaryota, Fungi, Ascomycota, Saccharomycetes, Saccharomycetales, Saccharomycetaceae. Gene Ontology annotation, biological process: ergosteryl 3-beta-D-glucoside catabolic process; carbohydrate metabolic process. Gene Ontology annotation, molecular function: steryl-beta-glucosidase activity. The record is from RefSeq and is a predicted model, not a curated record.
AUGUUGGAUAGGCUAAGCAUUUCUUCAAAGGGUGAGUUUUGUGAUAGAUUUGGGAAUGUAGUACAACUAAGAGGCGUGAAUCUAGAUCCAAGUGUUAAAUUCCCCUCUGCUCCAUACCAUUCCACACAUAUUCCUGCAGAUGAUCUCUUCUAUGAGGCCGCAGAAGAUGUGAGUUUCAUUAACCAUCCGUUACCCCUAGAUGAGGUAGAAACGCAUAUUAGAAGGCUCAAAUCAUUAGGUUUCAAUGCAAUUAGAUUCCCUUUUUCAUGGGAAUCCAUAGAACAUAAGGGUCCUAGGAUGUAUGAUUUUGACUAUAUGGAUUAUGUUAUUGAUGUUUUGAAAAAAAUUGACAGAAUAGGUUCCAUAUAUGUAUAUUUAGAUCCACAUCAAGACGUCUGGUCAAGAUUUUGUGGGGGCUCUGGAGCUCCAUACUGGACUCUAUUAGCUGCAGGCUUACAACCAACUAGGUUUAAAGAAAAUGAAGCUGCUAUUUUACAUAACUACUAUAUUGAUCCAAGAACUGGUAAAGAAUCAUCAAAAUUUCCUAAGAUGUUGUGGACUACCAAUUACUAUAGAUUGGCUUGUGAAACGAUGUUCACUUUGUUUUUUGGUGGGAAGCAAUAUGCACCAAAAUGUGUAAUCAACGAGGAAAAUAUCCAGGACUAUCUUCAAAAUUGUUUCAUCGAUGCAAUCAUGACAUUUUAUAAAAGAAUACAAGACAAAGCUCCUGAAUUGUUCGAAGAUAAUUGUAUCAUUGGUCUUGAAAGUAUGAAUGAACCAAGUAACGGUUACAUUGGCGAAAAAGAUUUGAAUGCUUUAGCAAAAGAAAGAAAUUUGAGAUUAGGUACCACUCCAACUCCGUUUCAAAGUUUCACUUUAGGCGAAGGAAUUGAUACUGUAGUUGAUGAAUAUGUUUUAACUAAAUUGGGUCCCUCUAAGGAUAAAUCAAAAUUAAUUAAAUGUAAAGGUUAUAGUGCAUGGCUGUCGCAAGAAGAGAGAUAUGACGUUGAUAAAAAAUAUGGUUGGGAAAGAUCCUCUGAAUGGGAGGCAGGGAAAUGUAUAUGGAGACUGCAUAAUGUUUGGGAAUUGACUGUAAAUGCUAAGCCCAAAUUGUUACAACCAGAUUAUUUUUCGAGAGCUGAUAAACUUGGUGUUGUUGUGGAUGAAAGGUAUUUUAUUAACAACUUUUUCGUCGACUAUUAUCGUAACUUGUAUACCAAAUAUCGUGCUAUUGAUACCAAUGCCUUUAUUUUCAUGCAACCUCCAGUUUUCAAAGAACCUCCACAAAUACGUCAGUCUGGCCUUCUGGACAACAGAACAAUCUGUGCAUGCCAUUUUUAUGAUGGUUUAUCCCUAAUGAUGAAAACCUGGAAUAAAAGAUUCAAUGUCGAUACGUUUGGAAUUGUACGAGGUAAAUACUCCAACCCUGCAUUUAGUGUAGUUUUUGGUGAGAAAAAUAUUAGAAAAUCAUUCAGAAAGCAACUAAAACAAAUGAAAGAUGAAGUUGGCCACAUUUUAGGCAAAAAUAUUCCUAUCUUUUUCACUGAAAUCGGUAUGCCAUUUGAUAUGGAUAAUAAAAAGGCUUAUCUUGCUGGUGACUAUACUUCACAGACUAGAGCUAUGGAUGCAAUAUUAUAUGCUUUAGAGGGCAAUAAUCUUUCAUAUAGUCUAUGGUGCUACUGCUAUAAAAACUCACAUAAAUAUGGCGAUGGCUGGAACAAUGAGGAUUUUUCAAUUUGGUCUAUGGAUGAUGUAAGAAAGAACUUCUCAAGAUCGAAUAUGAAAUUAUCCAGAAGUGGUACCCCUACACCAGAAUUAAAAAGAUCUUCAACAUCAUCCUCUUUCAUCAAUUCUAGAACAGGCGCCAGAGAUUUCGUUAAAGUUACUUCAUUCAGCAAUGAAAUUAAGACAGCCCCGGCCAACUUGGGCGGCAUCGACACAUUUGAAGGAUUUCGUGCACUAGAUGCUCUCCUGAGGCCAUUUCCCCUGAAGAUUCAUGGUUCUUUCGUCUAUGCAGAAUUUCAUAUGGCAUCUUCCUCAUACAUAUUGAAAAUCCAUGCUAAAGCAGAUUCAAGCUCGUCAACUGAAAAUAAAAACUCAACCUACAUUUUCCUUCCUUCAUUCCACUUUACCAUGGAUGACCUAACCAUUAGAACCUCAUCAGGUUCCAUUUCAUACGAUCCAGAAUACCAAGUUCUCAAAUGGAAUCAUGACGCUGGAAAUCAAUUCAUCAACAUAGCAUUAGCAGAAGACAAGAGAUUAAAUUCUGGGAAAUCUGACUGUAUCAUUUGUUAG